AUUGUCGCUCAUUGCUGUCAUUGCCGUGAAAAUGGUCGUCCUCAGCAGAGUUUUCGGUAGCAAAAUUAACGCUGCAAACGCCUUUUCGAGGCUUUUCAGCAACAAACAAGCCUUGAAAAAUGGCUUGCAACAAAUUCGCGAAAUGUCCGGGCAUCACCAUCACAUGGAAAUCAAGCCCAGUCGUUUCCAAUGGGACAAAUUCAAGGAUAUGUGUCAUUACUACUUCAUGGUAGGUGCAAUUCCCGUCGGCGCCAUCAUUUUCUACACAAACGUCUUUAUUGGGCCCGCUACAUUGACGGAAAUUCCUCCAGACUACGAACCAAAGCAUUGGGAAUACCAUCGUCAUCCCAUUUCGCGUUUCUUGGCCCGCUACCUUUACUCGUCGCCGCAACAGGAAUACGAGAAAAUGUGUCAUGCCAUCUUCGAGGAAGACGAAAAGAUGCAAAUGCGCAAGUUGGAGCAGCAAGUCAAGGAAAAAAUGAAGGAAUAUCAAGAUUAUGAAGCUUAUUACUACAGACCUGUGACUGCCAAGUACCUCAGAUUCCAGAAGAAGGUUACGGAGAACCAAGAAAAGAAUAUGCUUGGAGACUAAAGGGCGCCCCCGUUGUUGUAUAUUACGAUAUAGUAGUUUUAUUUCAUCGCUACAUGUGAGGAUUUUUGGAUUUUUGUGAUGCAAAAGUUCGAACUGCAAUAAAAAAUCAGAAAAAAUUGUUGAUUUA
Messenger RNA from Culicoides brevitarsis, 719 nucleotides. It is a transcript of the gene ND-SGDH, whose product is annotated as NADH dehydrogenase [ubiquinone] 1 beta subcomplex subunit 5, mitochondrial. The record is from RefSeq and is a predicted model, not a curated record. Lineage: Eukaryota; Metazoa; Arthropoda; Insecta; Diptera; Ceratopogonidae. The transcript has 2 exons. Bases 32 to 592 code for a protein of 186 amino acids.